AUGUCAGAUAAGGAUGUUCCUUCCUCAUCUAGUUCGAAGAAUAGCAAUAACGACAAUAAUAAUGCUAAAGGAAAGCAACAUAAGAAUAGAAAUAAGAAUACUUCUAAUAAGAACGCUAAUAGACCUAACAGUAGUCAAGGUCAAUAUUCUUCCAAGAGACAAGGCCAAUAUAAGAGGAAACAAAAUAAUCAGUACAAACAAGCCAAUAAUGGAGGUGAUAACGAUUUGGCAGGGUUUAGUAGUAAUUUUAAUUCUUCUAUUGAAGAUGAAAUUAUUAAUGGGAACUUCAAAUUAAGAGGAAGAAGAACUCAAGUGUCCAUUAAACAUUUGUUAGAUUUUAAUUUACCAGAGAUUGAAAGAAAUAAUGAAAAUGACAGUAUCUAUAAGAGAACAGCCAAUAAAAGAAAAGAACAAAAUAGGGAACAUAUUCAUCUAUCAGGUGAUUCUUUUAUUAAUGUUAACUCAAGAUUUCUUGUAAAAGAUAGUGGUGACUAUAAUGAACAAAGGAAUAACCCAAAUAUUCCAUUACCAGAUUCUCAAAUCGUUAGAGUCGUUGUUUCAAAGGGUCAAAGUUGUCCUAUCUGUUUAUGUGAGGAACCUGUGGCUCCUAGAAUGGUAACGUGUGGUCAUAUUUUCUGUGCCAGUUGUCUAAUUAAUUUCUUUUCAGUGGAGGAGACUAUUACAAAUAAAGAGACAGGAUUUAAGAAAAAGAAAAAAUAUAAAGAUUGCCCCUUAUGUGGUAAUAUUGUAAGACCACAGAUGGUGAAGGAUGUAAUAUUUGAAGAUGAAUUCUCUAAAUCAAAUGAUACCAUACCAAUGAUUGGAUCCGAAAUUGAACUUAAAUUAAUGUGUAAACCUCAUGGUUCAUUAUUACCUUUACCAGUUGAAUUAAAUAUUGAUCCAUGUGAGGUUGGGGAUUUCCCAAAUUAUGCUAUAAAAAAUAUCACAUCAUAUAGUCAUAUUAUGAAAUGUGACAUCAGUUCUGAAUUAGCAUUAUUACAAAGAGAUAUUGACUCGAUUAGUACACAAUAUGAAAUAGAUAGAGCUCUUUUCAACGAGGAUAAAAAGUAUGUUGAUUUAGCCAUCAAUUCAACCAAUGAUAAAAUUAUUUUAAUACUUUCAGAAGCUAAAGAUGAAGAUGGACUUGCUCUAUCUGUCACUGAUGAUAUAGCAAGUUUAAGCCUAGGUGAAUCUAAUGAAAAAACUUUGACGUCAAAAUAUUCGGACAAAGACACAUUCUUCUUCUACGAGACUGCAUUUGAUUCUUCUACGAAGUAUUUUUUAUCACAUUUAGAUGUCAAGAUUCUCUUGAGUAGUUUCAAAGUUUACAGUUCAUUCCCAGAAUCCUUAAGGAUCGAGGUCGAAAAUAUACAUUUCGGGACUGUGGUCACAGAACAAUUAAUUAAAAGAUUAAAAUAUAUCAGUCAUUUACCGCUGGGAACAGAACUAGCUUUUAUUGAUAUCGAUUGGCGUAAAAUAGAUAUUAUCCCUAAGGAAAUUUAUGAUGAGUUUGCUAAUGAAUUGAAAUCUCGUAGAAGACAAUUUAACAGGAGGAAACAAAAAGAAGAUCAUGAAAAGAAAAUGUAUCAACAAAAAUUAGAAGAAGACCAAAUGAGGUUUUAUCAAGAGGAAAAUGGUACAUCACAAUCAUUGAAUGAUUCUUCUGUUGAACUGAGUGAAAUUCUCAAUUCAUCAAGUAGACUAGAUUCAUUAUCAGCAUCUACUGUGGCUUCAAUGUCAAAGGUUAAUAAUGCCAAUACCAAUAAUACAAAAAAAACAAACUAUGAGGAAACAACAAUUUGGGGUACAUCCAUAUCUGUUCAUCCAGAUGAAAAGACCUCCAAGGAGAAUCAAGAAUUCGAAGAAAUGUUAUUGCAAAAGAUAAACAAUAACUCCAAGGAUAACCUCAAUCUGGAUGACAGUUUGCCAAUCACAGCCGAAGGAAAACAAACAAACGGUAAAAGAAAGAAGAAAAAGGGGAAAGUUCUAUUAUUUAGCACUUAA
Messenger RNA from Maudiozyma saulgeensis, 2004 nucleotides. The record is from the annotation of a GenBank genome assembly. Lineage: Eukaryota; Fungi; Ascomycota; Saccharomycetes; Saccharomycetales; Saccharomycetaceae.